Messenger RNA from Saprolegnia parasitica CBS 223.65, 990 nucleotides. RefSeq lists its product as hypothetical. Bases 1 to 990 code for a protein of 329 amino acids. Gene Ontology annotation, biological process: protein phosphorylation. The transcript has 2 exons. Gene Ontology annotation, molecular function: protein serine/threonine kinase activity; ATP binding. The record is from RefSeq and is a predicted model, not a curated record. NCBI's taxonomy places the organism in Eukaryota, Oomycota, Saprolegniomycetes, Saprolegniales, Saprolegniaceae.
AUGGACUACAAAAUUCAAAACGACGUCGAGAUGCACGCCGUCGCGAAGCGGCUCGCGAUGGAGUUUUCCAAGUCGCCGCACGCGGGUGUUGGCGUCGACUUUAUCUCGACGUGCUGGUACGAAGUCAAGGGCCGGCCGCUGUUCACGGCCGAGCCCUACAUUUCUGGCGAGUACCUCAAGUACAACAACAACGAUGGGUGGUCCGAAGACAUGGGCCGCGACGAAUCGAACGCGCAAGUGCUGACGGCCCAAGCGUUCAGCCACUUUACGUUUCAGCAAACGCUUGGGAAGCUCUUGAUUGUGGAUCUGCAAGGCGUCGGCUCGAUCUUUACAGACCCGCAAAUCCACGCCCUUGACACGACCAAGUACGGCCAAGGCAACUUGGGGAUGGUCGGCAUCCAAAAAUUUCUCGCCAACCACAAGUGCAACCGUAUCUGCAAUGCGCUUCGACUGACGCCAUACGACAAGAGCACGUUGCCGCCCGUCGACGAGACCCAGCGAACGCCGCACCCGGACCAAACCAUGACGUGCAGCUGCCCGCUCUGUGGGUCCAUCUUUACGCUGCUCCACUCGGGCUUUGUCGCGGAGCUCGCCAAGUACUCGGAGAUCAACUGCACCCCGUGCUCGCUCGAAGUCAAAAAGUCCUUGACGCCUGUCGCGUGCACCGUGUGCGGCACGACCAAAAGCUACUCGUUGUUUUGGUACAAGAUGAAGGGCAUGGAGCUGCCGAAGCUCUGCCGGCAAUGCAAAGCCAUCAAGAAAAGCACCAAGGCGCCAGCCGCGCCAAAGCGUCCGGCGUGGCACAAGAUCCCCGAUGGGUGGGCCCCCGCAACGACGAUCGGCCAAGUCCUGAAGCGGAUCGCGCCCACGUUUGCCGUCAAGGAUCACGCGUCCGGGCUCAAGGAGCUUAUGCGCCUCCACCCUGCGAUCGAGAUUCGAGACAGCGGCAACCCUGCCGUCUAUUUUGCCCGGCUCCGGACGCGGUCGUAA